CCUCCCUCUCUGAUACUUUCACAUUCCCUCUAUAUAAAUGCUCGACUGCCAGCAUUCUUGCAUGAAAGCAUAUCAUCUCUCCUCUCUCUUUGUCGUUUGAUUAGUGACAGUAUCGACCCAAUGGCCUCUCUUUCUUUGAGUUCUUCAUCAUCAUCAUCUUCAACAUGGACCCAAAAGCAGAACAAAGCGUUUGAAAGGGGGUUAGCCAUAUUCGACAAGGAAACUCCUGACCGUUGGGAGAAUAUAGCUUCCAUGGUUGGUGGAAAAACGGUGGAUGAAGUGAAGAGGCACUAUGAUGCGUUGGUUGAAGACUUGAAGUGCAUCGAGUCGGGUCAGAUCCCCAUCCCUAAUUACAAACACCCCACUCCUAAGAUUAAUGACUCUUCCUCCAGGUUCAACUCAAAUUCAUCCUCUCUCAUCACCGACGACGAUCACCGGCUCAUGAUGUAUCUCAAGUUGCAGUGAAUAAAGUCCUUCAACAAACCUUUUUUCUCUGGAGUAUGAGGAAUGGGUUUGUUACCUACUUAAAUCAAGAAUGCUGCUGGGAGCAGAAACAUCUCUCUAUCUCUGUCUAUCUGUCUAUCUGUCUGUCUCUCUGUCUCUCUGUCUGUCCAUCUAUCUCUAUUAAUAUGUGAUGUGGGGGAGGAGAGGGGGAAGGAGGGAGGAGUAACGUGGGUUGGGGUGGUUUCUCUUCUUGCCUUUUUACUGUCUACAGCUAAUGUGUCUGAAUAAGAGUUUGUAAUUAUUUAUCAUUUUACAAGUAGACGUUUUUGUCAUUA
Molecule: messenger RNA, 779 nt
Organism: Magnolia sinica
Lineage: Eukaryota; Viridiplantae; Streptophyta; Magnoliopsida; Magnoliales; Magnoliaceae
Product: protein RADIALIS-like 6
Exons: 2
Coding region: 121-465 (114 amino acids)
Molecular function (GO): DNA-binding transcription factor activity
Source: RefSeq, a predicted model, not a curated record